GUAAAGUGACGUAAUACGUUUCCAUCCUACGUGAACUACGUAAUUUCUCAGCGGUUUCAUUGACCGAGCCUUAGCAACCGUUAUGAGUCCGUAGCAACGGUGAAGACGACAUGGAAGAAGUUCUUCUGUGUUUUGUUGACGAAACUAGCAUCGAGCUAUUAAUGUUAGUUAAUAGAUAGAUUUUGUUAGUUUAAAGCAGACAUUUAAAAUAAUAAAAUAAUAAAAUGGGAGACAAAAAGUCACAAACUCGCCCCAAACGAGUCUUUGUCAACGACGUGGACAGAUAUUCAUCCAAACACAUCGCCAAGUUCUUGUCAACCUACGUAGCUGAAGAGGAAGGAGAAGCAGACACGUUGCCCUCACCUGGAGGACAACCUGUUUUCCAUGUGGUGGGAACUGUGUCUUCUUCCCCCAAAGACGAAAAAACAAGCUUCCUGCGGGAGAAGUACACGUCACCGAGCAGAGAGGAACUCUUUCCACACCUUCUGGAGUGUGAUGCGGUGGUGUACAACAUCUCAGAAAGUACCGCACAACAGGAGGUCGAAGAGGCGACGUGGGCAUUUACAGCCCUUCACGCUGAGAUGGAGAACUUCAAGUCUCGCAAAAUGUUCAUCUUAGUCUCCACCGUCAUGACGUGGGCCGUGACCCAGCCUCAGAAUCCGGAUGAGACGGACGCUCUGCUGACAGAGGAAGAGUUCAGGAGGAGACGGCCUCACCCCAGCUUCAGAAACCACAACAAUCUGGAAAAGCUUGUGCUCAAAUUAACUCGAGGAAAAAAGUCCAAACUCGCAGGUUACGUUGUAGCUGCUGGUCUUCAGUACGGAAAGGGCGAGAACCUCUUUCAUUACUUUUUCAAGGUGUCUUGGUUGAUGGAGAGUCCAGAAGUUCCCAUAUUUGGGGAUGGCACAAAUCACAUACCCAUGAUUCACAUCUAUGACCUUGGAGGAGUGAUCCAGAGUAUCAUUGAACUCAAGCCAAAGUUAAAGUACAUACUUGCUGUUGAUGAGUCUAAAAACACUUUAGAGGACAUCGUGAAGAUGAUAAGUGAUGUGCUUGGACCAGAGAAAACUAACAAACUCUCAGUGCAGGAUGCCAUCACUACGAAGGCUUUUCAGCCAGAGGAACUGGAGUUCCUAAAAAUCAACCUCCGCAUGGAUGCUUUUUAUAUAAAACACUCCUUCAACGUUCACUGGACGUCUGAAGGUGGGAUGGUUGAAAACAUGGAAAACAUUGUGGAGGAAUACAAGAACACCAGGCAGCUGCUUCCAGUUCGAAUCUUGCUGGUUGGACCUCCAGCUGUGGGGAAAACCACAGUUGCAGAGAAACUCUGUCAUCAUUACCAAAUACACCACAUCAAGAUCAAGGAGAUCAUUGAAGAGAAGUUCAGACAACUGGAGGCGAUGGUGAAUGACACUGACCCUGAGAAUGACAGUGACGUAGCUGCUGCUGCUCAGAAACAACUGGAAGAUUUUAACAAAAGCAAGGAAGCGAAUGAAGGUCGCCUGGAUGAGCAGCUGGUUUUUGAGAUUUUGCAAGAAAAACUAAACUCCAAACAAUGCAAGAACCAAGGAUUUGUAAUCGAUGGCUUCCCCAAGACCUAUGAGCAGGCUAAGGCGAUUUUCAGUGACGAGGAUACGGAGAACCAGGAUAUGGAGUUUACGGGGAAAGCACCUGCAUGCAACAAGAAGAUCACUCCAGAGCAUGUUUUUGCCCUGGAUGCAUCCGAUGACUUCCUGACAAACCGAGUCCUAGGACUUCCAGAAAGCGUGGCAGAGAAGAUGCGCUACACCCAGGAUGAAUUCCUAGCUCGUCUGAUGCGAUACAGACAACUCAGCAGGGCGGAGGAAACGCUGCUGGACUACUUCGACGAGCUGGAGAUUCAGCCACAACACAUCGUUGUCACCGCAGAUGAUCCAGAGUACACACAUGUUUUGAGGAGGAUCACAGAGAUGGUUGGAGUCCCCAAGAACUAUGGCCUGAGUCCGGAGGAGCAGGAGGAGGAGGACAGGAGGAAAGAGGAGGAGAGGAGGCAGAAGUUGGCUGCGGAGGUGGCCGAGAGGAAGCGGAGGAACGAGGCCGCUCUGGCUGAGAUGGCCGCUCAGUACGAGGAGUGGCACAAGAACCUGUCGGAGGUGAGGCGACAGGAGCACGAGCUGGUGGAAGCUCAUUCUCUUCCUCUGAGGAGCUACCUGAUGAAGUACGUGAUGCCCUCGCUCACUGAAGCCAUGGUGGAGUGCUGCAGGAUCAAACCAGACGACCCCGUCGACUUCUUGGCUGAAUAUCUUUUACGGAACAAUCGAGAGGACCAUUGAGGAUGUGAACUAACCUCCGUGCUCAGCUUCGGUUUCUACUGCAGAAAGAUUUGUCACAAGCUCAUAAUAAAUAUGAAAAGAUGGAGAUAAGAUUGAUUAGAUUCACACAACCGAUUCUAGUUCUAGGCAAUGCACAAAAACACAAUAAAGGCUGAAGUAAUGGUCACAUAUUCACUCACCGGCCACUUUAUUAGGUACACCUUACAUUCUUCUCCAUUCUGAUGCUCAGUUUGAACUUCAACAAUUGUCUUGAUCACCUCUGCAUGAAUAAAUGCAUUGAAUUGCAGCCAUGUGAUUGGCUGGUUAGCUAUUUGUGUUAACAAGCAAUCGAACAGGUGUUCCUAAUAAAGUGGCAAGACAUAAGAGAGAAUCAACAUAAAGAGAUAUUUUAUUUAUUUCUCAAAACACAGAGUCUCACUCUCGGGGAAUCGAACCCCAGUCUUCCACGUGGAACGAGGUAACGAGGAAUGUGAAUGCACUGCAAACUAAAAUGAUUUUCCAAAGAUAUCACCAGAAAGCAUCAGUGGAGUAUUUAAUAAUAAUAAACAGGUGGAAGUGCGAGAGUCAGAACAAAGUAUUUAUUAUCUGUACACUAAGAGAGGGUUCAAGGCCUCGACACCUUAACCUUUUACAGGGAGAACUACAAUAUUAUUUUCCAGUAUAAACAAACUGAAAAGAACAAAACUAUGCAUCACUGUUGCCCCGUCAUAAACUACACCAAACUGUUUACAGGACUUCAUUCAGGUUUCCACUCAUUGCGGCGCCGUCUCCUCUGGUGACUCAGCUCAGGCUUGUGUUUUAGAGACUCAGCAUUUACUGGAAGAAGAGCUGUGCUGGUUUUAAUCCGGGGACCACGUAAACUCCGUGUACACUUCAUGUUGUGUAAAGCUCCGGAUGAGAUUUUCAACUGGAAAACCUAAAAUCUGAAGGGCCUCCGUCUUCUUCAGUCUGCGGUUUCAACACCAGGUGGAGCAGAACGUCCUUCUAUUAACAUCACAGAUGAAGGAGAAAGACGCAGUAACAUGCAUUACAGAGUUUACGCCGACGUAAAACAUAGUGAAAACGGUGUGUUGUGCCUUGCUGUGAUAGUCGCCGAAUAAAUAAGUCUGCCCAGAGUAAAGGCCUUUGUUCUGAUGCUGUUGUAAAAGGGGUCAUAAAGUAAGAAUGUGUUGCUCCGGUUGUUGUGGUCAUUAAAGACAAACCGGUGUCUGCAGUUUGCUUUGUAGUUGCUUUGUGACUGAGGAGUUGUCUGCAAGCUCACUCAUAGUAUGUGGAAAAUAAAUCAUGACAAUAGUGGAAACUUCCUUUUUUAUUAUUAUUAUUAUUAUUGUACGGGCUUUAUCACAAUGAUCGUCCAAAAAUAGCAGAUUAAAAUCACAAGAAACAAACUGUUUUAGGUUUGUUUCUGUAGCUUUAACCAAACCGCAAACCACAUCAGGUUGGUUAUAAACCACACUCAUACAGGCAUUAAGUCGUUUUUUAGAGAAUAAAGCAACACCAGACCUUCAAAGAGACAUUCCUGCCAUACAGUUCCCUUUAUUACGAUGUUGUUUCCUAGACUGUGCAUCAAUUGGCUAAUUAAAAACCACCAAAACCCUCA
Molecule: messenger RNA, 3912 nt
Organism: Mugil cephalus (flathead mullet)
Lineage: Eukaryota; Metazoa; Chordata; Actinopteri; Mugiliformes; Mugilidae
Product: adenylate kinase 7-like
Exons: 18
Coding region: 225-2312 (695 amino acids)
Biological process (GO): nucleobase-containing compound metabolic process
Cellular component (GO): cytoplasm
Molecular function (GO): ATP binding; AMP kinase activity
Source: RefSeq, a predicted model, not a curated record